UGCUGCGGGGAGCGCGUGGUCAUCAACAUCUCGGGGCUGCGCUUUGAGACGCAGCUCAAGACCCUCUGCCAGUUCCCAGAGACGCUGCUGGGCGACCCCAAGCGGCGCAUGCGGUACUUCGACCCGCUCCGCAAUGAGUACUUCUUCGACCGCAACCGACCCAGCUUCGACGCCAUCCUCUACUACUACCAGUCCGGGGGCCGCAUCCGCCGGCCGGUCAAUGUGCCCAUCGACAUCUUCUCCGAGGAGAUCCGCUUCUACCAGCUGGGCGAGGAAGCCAUGGAGAAGUUCCGUGAGGACGAGGGCUUCCUGCGGGAGGAGGAGCGGCCCCUGCCCCGCAGAGACUUCCAGCGCCAGGUGUGGCUGGUCUUCAAAAAAACCCCGGGGCCGGCCCGGGGCAUUGCCAUCGUGUCGGUGCUGGUCAUCCUCAUCUCCAUUGUCAUCUUCUGCCUGGAGACCCUGCCCGAGUUCCGCGACGAGAAAGACUACCCCGCCUCCCCGUCGCAGGAAGUGUUCGAGGCCACCAGCAACAGCACGUCGGGGGCCGCCUCUGGAGCCUCCAGCUUUUCGGACCCCUUCUUCGUGGUGGAAACCCUGUGCAUCAUCUGGUUCUCCUUUGAGCUGCUAGUGCGGUUCUUCGCUUGCCCCAGUAAAGCCACCUUCUCCAGAAACAUCAUGAACCUCAUAGACAUUGUGGCCAUCAUUCCUUAUUUCAUCACUCUGGGCACUGAGCUGGCUGAGCGACAGGGUAAUGGGCAGCAGGCAAUGUCUUUGGCCAUCCUGAGGGUCAUCCGCUUAGUAAGGGUCUUCCGCAUCUUCAAGCUCUCCCGCCACUCCAAGGGGCUGCAGAUCCUGGGGCAGACACUGAAGGCUUCCAUGCGAGAGCUGGGGCUGCUCAUCUUCUUCCUCUUUAUAGGGGUCAUCCUUUUCUCCAGUGCAGUCUACUUUGCUGAGGCAGACGACCCUUCUUCGGGUUUUAACAGUAUCCCGGAUGCCUUCUGGUGGGCAGUGGUAACCAUGACAACUGUGGGUUACGGUGAUAUGCACCCAGUGACCAUAGGAGGCAAGAUUGUGGGCUCUCUUUGCGCCAUCGCAGGUGUCUUGACCAUUGCACUGCCAGUUCCUGUAAUUGUUUCCAACUUCAAUUACUUCUACCACCGGGAGACAGAAGGGGAAGAGCAAGCCCAGUACAUGCACGUGGGAAGUUGCCAGCACCUCUCCUCUUCAGCUGAGGAGCUCCGAAAAGCCCGGAGUAACUCCACCCUGAGUAAGUCGGAGUAUAUGGUGAUCGAAGAGGGGGGUAUGAACCACAGCGCUUUCCCCCAGACCCCUUUCAAAACGGGCAACUCCACUGCCACUUGCACCACGAACAAUAAUCCCAACUCCUGUGUCAACAUUAAAAAGAUAUUCACUGAUGUCUAA
Molecule: messenger RNA, 1422 nt
Organism: Cricetulus griseus (Chinese hamster)
Lineage: Eukaryota; Metazoa; Chordata; Mammalia; Rodentia; Cricetidae
Source: RefSeq, a predicted model, not a curated record